This is a messenger RNA of Cuscuta europaea, 868 nucleotides long. The record is from the annotation of a GenBank genome assembly. NCBI's taxonomy places the organism in Eukaryota, Viridiplantae, Streptophyta, Magnoliopsida, Solanales, Convolvulaceae.
GAUACACCAUACUUCAAUUCAUAUACGUAGUAGUAGUAUUAUUAAUCAUCGAAGAUGGCGGCAAAACAAACAUCCUUUAUGGUCAUUCUCGUCGGCUACUCGUUGACUGCACUGGCACUUCUGGCCGGAGCAGCCGCCGGCAGAGGAUCUCCGCCGUACGCCCAAGACUGCAUGCGCCAAAAAGAAGAGCCGAAGCUACUGGCGCAGGACGCCAUAGCGCUGGGGAUCCAAGAAGUCAAAGCGGUCAAGGGUUUCGUCGGCAAGCUGGUCAACCUCAAAAGCCUCCAGUUCCCGGAGAACGCCGUGGGCCUCAGCACCUGCGCCGACGGCGUCGCUGAAAACCUGAGCGAGUUGAGCAGCCGCCUUAAUCGGCUCCGCCGGGCGCCGUUGACCGUUUCGUACUCUUGGCCGCCGUUGAAGUUCGCGCUCGGUAGAGCCGUGGCUUCGGCUGACGCGUGCCGAACCGCUAUUGGGCACGUGGAUGCGGCUUUCGUGGACAUGCUGAUGAGGAAGCUGAAUGACCUGUCGUUGAUUCUUGACGACGUCGUACACCGUGUCUCUAAGUUAGAUGAUGCGACUCAGAAUUAAAAGUAAGAAAAAGGGUUUCACAAUUAUAUACUCACUUAUGUAUUACAAAUGUAAUGAUGAUUGAUGAAUAAGGAUAUGUGUUUGUCUAGUACUCACUCUAAAGUGGAUGAAAUAAGCUAGACUGAAAUGUCAAACAAGAGUAUGAAAUGGGCUAAGAAAUUAAAUAUUGAGACUAUCUAGCUCCCAUUACUUGAAGUGCUAUGUUCACAAAGUCAUUUCAGUUCAAAAUGGGCUCAAAUCUCUAAAAUUCGGUCUAUUAUUCAACAAACAUUUAUGUUUG